This is a messenger RNA of Cryphonectria parasitica EP155, 1554 nucleotides long. RefSeq lists its product as uncharacterized. NCBI's taxonomy places the organism in Eukaryota, Fungi, Ascomycota, Sordariomycetes, Diaporthales, Cryphonectriaceae. The record is from RefSeq and is a predicted model, not a curated record. The transcript is spliced from 2 exons. The coding region runs from base 1 to 1554 and encodes 517 amino acids.
AUGGACCAAGUCGCCAGCGGCAGAGUCAGGAAGCGUCGGGGUCCCCGUGCCCCAGGCGCGGCAACCCGUGGCAGAACUCGCCACGCUCGAGGCCCAGGCGAGCUGGACAACGUCCCGGAGAGGUAUCUGCCUCUUCUCCAAGAGCAACGGAGACUAUACCUCUCCGUUAUCGACCAGACUCCAGUCCGACGUGAGGAGGGGAAGCGAGGUGCCCCACCAAGAUGGCCCGACGGACCCGGGAAAGAAGGGUUCAAGAGCGAGUACCUGACCGUCGCCCACCGGGAGAUGAACCGCAGACGUGAAGCCGUCAGCGACACGAUCGACAAGAUCGUGGAGAACGGUCAGGACGGCUCGGCCCCCGGCUGGGAAGCCAAGGAGCGGCGCCUCAUGAAGCAGCUGGGCAAACACCAGAGGCAGCUUCGCGACGCGGUGCAGGACUUCAGGGACCUCUACCUGGGGGGGACCCUGACCCGCAAGAACGACCAGGAGUCCUUGGCCAAGCUCCAAAAGUACGGAGCCAAAGGCAAGUUCUGCGACGAGCCGACCCCGGAGCAGCUCAAGGCCAAGACGGCCGAGAAGAGCAACUGGAAGGAGAGGGCACGGAGGGUGUGCCUGAUCGAGAGGGCCAGGCUGCAACUGGCGGCAAACGGCGACGGGGCGGAUAACUUCCAACCACCCUCUCCUCGUCGUGCCGUCGAGGAGCCUGCAGUGGAGGCGCCUGCGCCCAUUCAGGCUCCUCUAAGUCCUGCUCCUAGUCACCCUCCGAGUCUUGGCCACCAAGACGAGUUUGUUGACUGGGACCCUUUCAAUCCCCACCCUCCCAGUCCCUUGCCCACUCCUUCGGAUCCGCCCUCGCUACCCUCGUCAGCGAACCAGGAGCAACGUCUGCGCGUGCACCAGUCGCCGGACACGUCUUCACAGUCGUCUCUUGCGAGGAGCCUGGAAGCCGCAAGGCAGAGUGGACAAGUCCAGGAACAGGCCGGUCCGCAGCCCUUUGCUCCUCUCCAGCCUGGCACGGUGGCCGCUCUUCCCGCCACCAUCAACCCAGCGCUCUUGCACCUCCCUGGCGGCAUGGAGGUCGAUCCACUCUGGCCAUCAGCUCCCAACGCUGAGCUGUUCCUCCCGGCGGUGCCUGGUGUCGUGCCCGAGCAAGCACACCAGCCCCAGCAGCCCGUCGUCGACGACGACGACGACGAUAAGCCGUUGACUCUGGAGGAUAUGCUGAAUGGUGUCGCCUUUCCUUCCCCCAUGGAGGACGUUGAAGCGUCUCAGGAGUUGCAGCAACCCCAGCUGCCAGCGCCCGAUGCCGAGAUCGACGUCCCCGUGGCCGCCGCCGUUGAGCAGCCGUACCAAGCGGAGCUUGCCGAAGCCGACGUGCCGUGGGUGCCGAACCCUUGGGGGCCUGAAGAAUUCAUGCCAACACCAUUGGAUCUUACCCCCGCACCACGACCGGGCAUGACAGCGGAGGAGGAGCAAUGGGUGGCGGACGCAUAUGAGCGGUAUUAUAACCAACAGCUCCAAUAUUCGGACCUGGGGUGGGAUUUGCUGGCGUAG